GCAAGUUUUGUUUACAUCGUGUGUAUACGACCUUGUAGCCUCGGAAAUUUGUCUCUUGUUCUUCCCGAUGUGGAACAUGGUGAGCAGGAUAUUGUGAGUGUCAACUGAAAGAUAUCUAUAGUGUUACUGAGCUGCCUGCUGCUGUGGAGGAGGGGAGUCUACUGGUGUCUUUGCCUCCAAAUAUAAUAGGCCUACUGGCGAGCCCUUCACGGUAACAGGUCGUCGGUAUUUAGUGAUCCAGCAGCUACCAAGAAACACUUAGUUUUACACGAGUUGUUAAAAUUAGAGUAAUACUUGGCGUGAAUGGUCCGACCAUAGAACCAACUUGAGAACAUGGUAAACGUUUACUGCGAGCAAUUUCGCCAGGAAAAACAUUUUGGAUGGAGUGAUUGAGAGCAGAGCGAGUCUGCAGAAGUGAGUGAAGAUGGCAGGAGAGGGGCCCCAUACCCAAGUGUUUGAACUGGCUGGUGCUCCCCCGCUGAACCUCUGCACCUCGGUGCUGACAGACACCCAGGGAAUGAUGCAGAUGGGCCUGGAUAGUAAAGGCAGUAAUGACGCUUUGGUCCAGCAAGGAGGGAUGGAGCAGGUGACGGCAGAAGAGAUGAGCCAUGUGACGAUCACCGACGGACUGAUAGAGCACGGCGUAGAUGGAACGAUGGUGCAGAUUGUGGAUGGCACCGUGGAGCAGAUUGUGGAUAAUGAGAUGGGUCAGAUAGUUGGUGGGAGUAUUAAUCAUAUAGUGGAGCAGGAGAUGAGUCCUGUGGGUGGGGGGAUGCUGGCUCAAGUGGCCAAUGGACUUACAAAAGUCAUCAAGAAGGAAGAGGUGCUGGAAAAUGAAGUUGAGGAAGAGGGUCUUGAUGGUGACCCUGACACUGUCCUCAUGGAUGAUGAUGAAGAUGAAGAUGAAAUCCCUAUAAAGCAGGAGAAGGGAAGAGGAAAGACUAAAGGAAGAAAGAGAAGAAAGCGUCGCCUCACCUUCACGCCCAGGAAGUUGAACAAGAUUUACCAGUGUGAGCAGUGUCCUGCCAGAUUUGCCAGAGAUACUCAACUCAAGUACCACUCCAAGGUCCAUAUUGAUGACCAAACAGAGAAGUUUGAGUGUGACCAGUGUCAUGUCGUCUUCUCACGGAUGAAUAAACUCAUGAAGCACCGGCAGCGUGCCCACCAGGAAGCUCUUUCGUGUAAUCAGUGUAAUUCUCAGUUCACUCACAUCAACAGCUACAGGUUACACAUGCGUCUUCACAGCGGAGAAAAACCUUACGAAUGUAAUGAGUGCAGAGCAAGAUUUGUUCAGAGCAGCCACCUCAAUAUUCAUAAACGUUCACACACUGGUGAAAAACCCUAUCAGUGUGAUGUUUGUAAACAAUCUUUCAAGCAAAUAUCACAUCUUAGAACACAUGAAAGAAUUCAUACACAGAUGAAACCAUAUACUUGUCAAAUGUGUGGAGCUGCCUUCAUUCAAAAAAGUAGUUUAAAUCGACACAGCAGAAUUCAUACUGGUGAGAAACCUUACGUGUGUGUGAUUUGCCAGGCAGCAUUUUGUGUCAAGAACAAUCUUACUCGCCACAUGAUAACUCAUACUGGUGAGCAGCCAUACAAAUGUGAUCUUUGCCCAGCCUCUUUUGGCCAGGCUAUAGAUUUAAAACGACACAAGAUAGCACAUACUGGAGUAAAGCCAUUUCAGUGCGAUGUGUGCGAUGCUUCAUUUAGUCGUAAGAAUAACUUAAAGUGGCAUAAAUAUAUUCACACUGGCGAAACACCUUUCAAAUGUGAUGAAUGCGUGGCAGAAUACACACGUCCACGCGAUCUAAAGAAACACAAACUAAGCCAUGGCCCUGCUAAACCACACAUCUGUGAGGUAUGUCACCAACAGUUUCCUCAGUCUAGUGGUCUUAAACGUCACAUGAUGACUCAUACGGGUGAGAAGCCUUUUGUUUGUGAAAAAUGCUGUGCUACCUUUGUCGAUAAAAGUGCUCUGAAAAGACAUAUGUAUAAGCAUGUUGGUGUAAAGCCAUUUGCUUGCAAGAGAUGUGAUACAACAUUCCGAGAAUAUCGUAGCCUUAAGAGACAUUCUGUGCAGGUUCAUGGUGAAGAACCUGAGGACAGACAAACCCACAUGCAACAGCAACCACAACAACAACAGCAACCACAACAACAGAUACAACAACAACAACAGGUUUCCACAAUACCAGCAGGGACUAUCAUUACCACUCAAGAUACAACUCACCUUAACCAGUAUGCUCAAGCAGCUCCACAGCAAAAUCCCCAGCAAAUGGCACAAGUUCCAACUUUAAUGCUCUCAGGUGGACCAGGGCAGCCUGCUCGAGCUGCCAGGCCUGCCAAUAAUUGUCAGAAUCACACAGCUCAUGUACUUACUUUUGGUGGUAACAACCAGUGGCAGUCAUGGUGCUUCUGUGAGACUCCAGCCAUUCCUGAAACUCCACAGCAGGUGAUGGUAGCCACUAGUGCAGCACCUGUUACCCUUCCUGUGACCACCCAUCAGCAGCAGGUGCAGCAAGCACAACAGCCACAACAGCAACAGCAGCAACAGCAACAAGCAGCUCCAUUUACAAUGUCUGUAAAAGCACCUACAAUGCCUACCCAUAUACAACUGCAGUUUCCAUUUGGAGAUACCCAGGCUGCCACAAGCCACACUCAAUGGGUGUCUAACUGGGGGAAAUAGGAGAAAACAGGUUAAUAUAUUACUGUGUAUGGAAAAGUUAAAUGGCAUUAGAACAUUUAGUAUACAUAGAGGUAAAUUGUUCAUACAACCACAAGUAAUUUAUGCAGGUAAACAUUCAUAAAAAAAAGAACUUUGAUAUUGAAAUAUAUAUCUGAUAAUAUGUUACAUUAAUUUAGUAACAGUUCAGUAAUAACAGUGGAAUGUCGAUUUAAAGCGAUUCAAUUUAAGAUUAUUGAUUUAAAGUGACACCCACAAUUAAGAACAAUGUUUUAAUUUAAUGCGAAUCUUUCC
Molecule: messenger RNA, 2974 nt
Organism: Homarus americanus (American lobster)
Lineage: Eukaryota; Metazoa; Arthropoda; Malacostraca; Decapoda; Nephropidae
Product: zinc finger protein 678-like
Exons: 5
Coding region: 425-2683 (752 amino acids)
Source: RefSeq, a predicted model, not a curated record